Cuscuta campestris is the source of this 1417-nucleotide messenger RNA. The record is from the annotation of a GenBank genome assembly. NCBI's taxonomy places the organism in Eukaryota, Viridiplantae, Streptophyta, Magnoliopsida, Solanales, Convolvulaceae.
CUUCAGAAUAUGUUGUCUUCGAUAGGUUUGUCACAACCAUCUCUUUGUCCCCGCUGACCGCCACUCCGUCCGGCGACCAGUGCUGAGGGAUACAACCUCUUUCCAGUGCUUUCCGGUGCUUCGUCUGCCACUCUUUCCGCUAGUAUUUUGGUUACUCUCGAUUCAAUUCUAGAGCUCAAGAUACAACCCUUGCUAGCUUGUAGUCCUAAAUCAGGUGUUCAUUAUGAAGAUUUGAGUUUGAUUGAAGAAGUGCAUUCAAUUGCACUAAGUUAUCACACUUAUUUUCACUCGGCUCAAGAUUCUUAGGGAGGAAGUGGUCAAAGUUAUUACCACAGUGGGGCUGUCCAACAUGGUUACAGAUAUGGAAUUGGUGUUCUACAUCCACACCUGCACACCUGCCCUAGGCACAACUCAUGGUUUUAAUGAGGAGUUUUGCCCAAAUAGUGAUCAAGUUCCCUUCAUUUUGGAAGCUGACACUCUGCCUUGUAUGACCCUGCACAUAAAUUAUGCCUUAUCUCCAUAGAAUCCAAAGGAAAUCUAGUUGAUGAACCAAAUUACUACACCUGCACUGGUCUUGAGGAUGUAGCAUUUUAUGAUUCUCUAAUUGAACCACUUGCCAUUGACUGCUCUAAAUGUUCCAAAGUCAGCAUGAUUUUACCAAGGGUGAUAAAAUCAUGGCUAGGUCUAUGAUGAGUUGGUAUUGAUAUUAGCUUAUAUGGUGAAUCAUUGUUUAAAGAUGCUACAGUUUUAAUUUGUCUACUGAAUCUAGCCUAUGUAGCUUGGUCUCUUUGUCUUAGCUGCCUUUUGAGUGUAUUGAUAGGUCUAUUACAAGAAAUCCAAAGUUCAUGGCUACGGCGGUGGAUUUAGGAAGGGAAUUGGUAAGGCGAAAAAUUAGACUUACCUAUGGAGGAGGCAACGUUGGCCUUCAAGGAGCUGUUGCUUCAACAGUCUAUACCAAUGGUGGUAUAGUUAGAGGCUUCAUACCAGGGUACAUAGCAGCACGACAAGUCUACGGACCUACGUAUGGUGCAGAAUACACAGUUUCAAGCAAUUACUAUAAGCAUUUCGAGAUGAAUCAUGUAGUGGAGGCCUUCAUCGUACUUCCUAGAGGGAUUGAUACUAUGGAAGGUUUGUUCACUUUGAUCUCAUGGGCAUCUGAAGGGUUGCACAGUAAACCCAUUGGUCUCUUGAAUAUUGACGGUUAUUUUAAUAACCUAAUCAAAUUUCUAGAUGACGCAGUGAGACAAAACUUCAUGGCUUCUAGUCAGAGAAAACUUUUCAUCUCUUCUUUCUUUAUUGAUGAGCUUUUAGACAAGCUAGCGUUUGCUAAAGCUUUUCCAGGUCCUGGGGCUAGGUAUGAUGAAUUUGUAAAUCCUGGGGUAAUGGACUUAGACUUGCAUUUGUAAUAUUACUUUAU